CCGCGGCGGGCGGGUCUUUUCAACGUCAGAGCCCAGCGACGCGGUUGGUCUUUACCGCCCGCUCGGCGCCGCCAUGUUGAAGGUAAUUCGGCUGGGGGCCACCCCUGUUAGCCUGAGUUUGCUCUCAAUCCAGGUUUAUGCCUCCUCGUCAGAGAAGGAGACAGCCAAAAAGGAGUUGCUGAAAAUUGAGGAGCUGUCACUCUACUCCUCUCCAGCUCGAGAGACUAAAUACGUGGAGAAUCCACAAACCCAAUUGGAAGAGGGGGUUUCACAUUUACGGCAUGUUAUGGAACCAUAUACAGCCUGGUGUCAGGAUCUUUAUGCCAAAGCUAUACCCAAAUUAGAAAAAGCUGUUGAGCAUGGUAGAGAGGGCUGUGAAUUUCUCCAAAACCCCCCUGCUGGAUUUUAUCCAAGGCUUGGUGUCAUAGGUUUUGCUGGAAUUGUUGGAUUGUUUCUUGCUAGAGGCUCAAAAAUAAAGAAGUUAGUGUAUCCCGCAGGUCUCAUGGGUAUUGGUGCCUCCAUGUAUUACCCUCAGCAAGCGGUUUCUAUUGCAAAGGUUGCUGGUACACAGCUGUAUGACUGGAGUCUUCAGGGAUAUAUUGCUGCAGAAUCUCUUUGGAAGGAUAAUCCUAAGAAGAAGAAAUCUGGAAAAAAAAGUGAUAAGGGUGAUGCAGAUGGUGACAAGCCCCUGGAAAUCCAUGCUACUUCAAAUGAAGAGCGAGCCCAGAAGUAGAAGACCAGAUCGCUUGGCAUCAAACAGGUGAACAAAAAAAAUACAGAUAUGAGAACAAUUUCCCAAGAAAAAGAGGAAAAACAUCUGAAUCCAUUUUGAUUUUGAAUGUGACUAAUUUGCCUUCUGCCUCAGGAAGGACUGACGGUGUGGCUGCUUGGGCUUCUGGUAUGGAAUCUGUGAAAGGACACUACGUAUCGUGGGUCAGUCUUGAGACCUUGUCCUCAAUUAUGCAGUGGGAUUCAAGUCUGUCCAUUGCAGGAUCAGCAUUGCAAGUAGCAAGCCUCAAAAAUCUUCAGUCUCUUGUUAUUAUUUAUAUAUAAAAUAAAAUUCCAGUUACACAAAA
This is a messenger RNA of Phalacrocorax carbo (great cormorant), 1076 nucleotides long. NCBI's taxonomy places the organism in Eukaryota, Metazoa, Chordata, Aves, Suliformes, Phalacrocoracidae. The record is from RefSeq and is a predicted model, not a curated record.